This is a messenger RNA of Maniola jurtina (meadow brown), 9775 nucleotides long. It is a transcript of the gene tud, whose product is annotated as maternal protein tudor-like. Bases 233 to 7711 code for a protein of 2492 amino acids. The transcript has 12 exons. Gene Ontology annotation, biological process: spermatogenesis. The record is from RefSeq and is a predicted model, not a curated record. Lineage: Eukaryota; Metazoa; Arthropoda; Insecta; Lepidoptera; Nymphalidae.
AAUGUAUACCUAGCACAAGGCGCAAACCACCAGAUUCGUGGUCUGUGGCCUGUGCAAAACACCAAAAAGCAAACCGCCAUGUUCGCUACGCUAAAUACGUAAACGGAAAAGAAAGUGUUUUUUUUUUCUGAUCAUAAGUGUUUUCGUUCAAUGUUUUAAACGGAAUUAGCUUUUUCUUAAGUGUUAUGUUUUGUAAUUACUUUUGUUCUAAAAAUUGAUACAAAGUAUUACCAUGGCUCAGCCUACAGAUUCUCAACGAUCUUUUCGGCUUUAUGUGACCCAUGUGGACGGUGAGGGACCCUUUCUAAAAAUAAGUGGGCAGCUCGAUCAGCAAUCUUCUCUAAUGGUCGAAAGCCUAUUCGAUAUAGCCCGUGAAAACUUAGAAAAGGGUAUCGGAGCGGUGCCCGCGGCAGCUAUCCGCGAAGGUAUAAUCUGUGCCGCCAAAUACAAAGAUGGUACAUACUACAGAGCAAAAAUUAUAAACACUACGAAUCUCGCUACCGGCUUAGUCGGUGUGCACUUUAUCGAUUUUGGCAAUAAAGAUAUUAUUUCAUUAAGUACUAUACGGUACUUGGAGACCUAUGAUCCCAUGUUAUCUCAUUUGCGCGGACAAGCCACUGAUUAUUAUUUGUCAAGUGUUAUGGCUUUUGGGGGGAGGUGGGGCGAGCCCUUGAUACUUAAACUGCAAAGUCUUCUGUGCUAUUCCGAAUACACUGUAACUGUCGACGCUCAGUUACCAAACUCUACCUUUAUAUCCAUUCAAUUUAAAGGAACCGACCUGUCAACUCAUUUAAUCACUAACAAAAUUGGAGCUCAAAUGAAGGUGUCCGACCAGGAAUCAAAGAUGGUGGAAAUGAUUGAGAAACAGCAAAGCAACUGGUCUCCAAACUUGUUGCCUCCUGGUCCACCACGCUUAAUGGAUCAUGUACCUUUUUUAAUGAAUCAGAACUUCCCCAAUCCUGCAUCAGCCAUGCGCUUGAAUCAGAAUGUGGCUUUGCAAUAUAACAGCACCUCUGCUCAAGGAGUGAGCCAAAGAUUGGUAGUGAACAGGUCAUCAAGGACUAUGACGAAACUUAGAGCGCCAGAGCGUCCGCUGCAACACACUCCGGCCAGUGUGGCUCCUCUGCUUGCCACCCCGCCCCUGUCUGACAUCCCUCCGACAAUGCCCGCAGUGAACAAGCCAGUCUCACCAAAGAAAUCUUUAACAUACAAGAGUAGACUCCUCGAAGUGAAUUCACAGCACCAGGUCUUUGUUUCAUUUGCUGAAGAUGGCCCUGAACUGUUUGCUGUCCAACUCACAAGCGAAACAGCAAAGUUUCAGGCAAUGAUGGAUGACAUCAAUAGGAGACCACACAGCAGUCUUGCUGAGCCACCUAUGAUCGGAACAGUUUGCCUUGGCCGAAUGAGAGGUGAUAGAAUCAUUUGUAGAGCAAUAGUCAUGAAUCUAUCUGGAACCAAUUGCAAACUAUUUUUUGUAGACUUUGGGGACACUGAAAUGGUGUCAUACUAUGAUAUAUUUGAUAUACCUGAAGAGUUUGUUAAGCCCCAUAUAUAUGCAAUGCGUUUCUGUCUGUCUGGUGUUAAGAAGUUUAAGAAGAGUGCACAACUCAACCAGACUUUUAAGCAAUUGGUUGGUGGGCAAGUGUUGAUGUUACGUGUCGUCCCACCUGAGGGGCCUCCCUUGAUUCAGUAUGGUGAACUAUUCAUAGACAAUAAGAAUGUUUUUGACUUGCUACUUGCCAAUAUGAAUGAUACACUUCAAUUCAAGUGGAUGGAUAUGCUUCCAUUGGGCAGCAGGCAAUCUGUACUGGUGUCAUAUGUUGAUAGUUGCAUAAAGUUCUACGUGCAACUGUCUGAUAAGAUUGAUGAUUUGAACGCUGUGAUGGAUGCUGUUAAAAGUCACUGUGAGAGCAGUUUGCCCCCUGGGGAGCUACCUGUGGGGGCAGUGUGCUGCGCCAGGUUCCCUGAUGAUGAUAACUGGUACAGAGCAAUAGUGAGGGAGACAAAAGGCAAUAAAGUGGUUGUUGCAUAUGUCGACUAUGGUAAUGAGCAGGAAGUGAACGUGAAAGAUUUAAGGACCAUUACACCAGAUUUGAUACAACUACCUGCACAAGCCAUGAAAUGUGCUUUAAAGGGUUUUGAAAACAGACCUGUCGAGACGAAGACAUCAAACCAACUGGAAAUGAUAGCUUUGGAAAAGACUUUAAUGGCGCAUGUAGUGGGUGUGCUAUCUAAUGACACUAUGAUAGUGACCUUGGUUGAUGACACAGACAACCCACCCCUGGACGUGGCCAGAAAGAUGAACCAACUCUCACAACCGAGGAGUGUGGAGGCAAAAACCACAACAGCACCUUGGAAAGGAGCACCAGAAGCUGUCAGUUCACCAGAAGGCAGUGUCCCAGACGACAGCCGCAAGAAAAGCUUCCGGCGGGAAAAGAGUUUCAAAGAAGACAAGAGAUCCAGGGAUGGCGAGGACUUCGGACAAAGAGGUGGCAGUUUCCGGGGCAGAGAUCAAAAGGAAAACUUCGAAAGGUCAGCGCCGGCCCGCCACAGUGAAAAGUAUGGCGCCAAGCCCGAGCGCGGCGAACGAUACGAAAGACGCGGGCCGCCCAAGCAUCAGGAGAACCACACGGCCGUUUCUCCGGGUGGAGACGACGAGUGGGAGGAGUCGCCCGCGCCCGUCGCAGACCCGCCGACCAGGGACUUCCGACCCCCAAGGGACAACCCUAGGGACAGAAGACCUAGAGGGGACCAUCAAGACAAAAAGGGGGCAUGGAAGAAAGAAGCGGGCGGGGUCGGCAAACGACUUAGACAGGCUGCUGAGGCGGCGUCCUUAGAUGCCCAAAAGCACUCGCAUACCGGUCCCCAGCAUAAGGGCGCAUCCAUACAGGACCGGUUGAAACGUGAAAACAGGUUCGGUCAACAAGAUGACGAUAGCCAAAGCAACGAUAGAGGGAGAAACUUUAGACAAGACAGAGAAAGACCGUUCAGGCCGGACAAUCGGGGAGAGAGACGCGACUGGGGCGACAAAAAGGAAGGCUAUCAAAAGCGAGAAUUCCGGGACAAUAGGUCUGACAGAGGAGACAGAAAUGAAAGAAAUGACAGAGGGGAUAGAAAUGACAGAAACGACAGAGGGGAUAGAAAUGACAGAAACGAUAGAGGAGAUAGAAAUGACAGAAAUGAUAGAGGAGAUAGAAACGAUCGAGGAGAUAGAAAUGACAGAGGCGAUCGUGGAAAUAGAGGUAAUUUUUCAGCCAGGGAUAGGUCAGACAGAUUCGACAGAUCGCAGAAUUCUGAUAGCGACAAGAGGGAGAGAAGCUUCCGAUCCCAAGGCAGUGGCGACAGCUUCGGCCGCGCGCCCCCGUUUAAGAGCCGGGGCAAAUUCACACAAUGCAAGGAACUGUCAGAUCCCCUGCCCUUAGAAACCCCCUUCACAGAGCCGUCAGUAGAAAUAGGAUCCCAACAAGAAGUUUCCGUAACCUGGAUUAUUUCGCCAGAAAACUUUUACACACAAAUUUUAUCACUGCAGCCGAAAUUCCUGGAAAUGAUGCACAAAAUCCCUGAAUUAUACAAGGGAGUUAAACCUUUUAGUGGAAACGUGCCUGUCGGAGCUUCGGUAUUGGCGCGAUAUCCAGCAGAUGGUGUGUUAUAUAGAGCCACUGUGGUAUCGGUGCAGCCUUUCUCCAAGUUCAUCGUUCGUUAUGUGGACUUUGGCAAUAAACAAUUGGUGGACGCUAAGGAUAUAUGGCAAAUGGAUAGAGAACUAAUGGAUCUUCCCAAAAUGGCCGUCCACUGCUCUUUGACCGGUGUAGCUCCAAAAGAAGGUGAAUGGAAGGCAGACCCUGAAUUUGAUCUUUGUUUUAACGCACCACGUUACCAAUGUAUAUUCCAAGAUUGUGUGGAAGAUCAGUACAAGGUGUCUCUAUGGAAUAAUGGCGUGAGCGUGGCUGAUAUGUUGGUCGAAAAACAGUUGGCCAUUAUGUCCGAAAGUCAAUCCGUCACACUAAAGGAUUUACAUUCAUUUACAGAUGAAGCGAUCGAUCUGACGAUCAUUGUGGGACAACAGAUACUUUGUAGAGUGACGCAUGUGGAGUCCUUUGACAAAUUCUUUGUACAAUUGGACUUGGACAAGGCUGAUUUGGUGGAAAGCGCUAUCGCUAACUUUGAUAUUACGAAGUUAACGCCUCUGGGAGCUGACAACCUCACAGAUGGGGUUCACUGCACGGUGAGACAAGAGGGCAAAAUAUACCGCGCCAUACUCAACGAUGUGUCCGACCCGGCCAAUGUGCAAGCCGUGUUGCCGGACUAUGGUAACGUCAUCACCACUUCCAUAGACAAUCUAAUGAUCCUUCCGACUGAACUGAGCGUAUACUACUACCAGUCGUUGCAAUGUUGCCUGAACAACUACACGGAGGAGUCCAAAGCUUUGAUGACCAUCGACGAACUGAAGAGCAAGUUGACUGGAAACAAAUUCAUUAUAUACGUGAAUGAUGUCGAUGAAAUCACGUUGGUGUCUACACUAUACGACCCAGUGAGCGGCCAGAAGAUUGCCAUAUUCGAACCGGACGAGGGGGCAUACGACGAAGUGGUCCAGCUAUGUACGCGAGCCGUGUUCAAUUAUAACUUCGGCAACGCGUACAUCUCGCAUAUAGAGAACCUCAAUGAGUUCUAUCUACAGAAGGCAGCCGAUGGUGACAAAAUAGCUCUGCUGUUAGAAGAAAUGUACAAGUUCUAUGAAGAAGGAACACCUGAGCCUAUCACUGAGGUAGAGGUCGACGCGCUCUGUGCAGCCAAGUCGGCAGACGGCAAUUGGUACAGAGGAACCAUCAUCAGCUCCACCGAAGAACAAGUGACAGUGCAGUUCUCUGAUUAUGGCAACUCUGAAACAGUGGCCAAAGACUCUAUCAGAAAACUUGACCCCAAAUUCUUUGAACCAUGCUGUAUGGCUCUCGUCGCCAGCUUAGGGCUUAUGGCCUUGCAAGAGGAUGCCAUAGCCAAACUGACCGAAUGGACGACCGAGAAGGAAGUCCAAGUCACGCUAGCCUUCGGUUCCGAUGGAUGGUUGGCCAAUCUACAUUUAGAUGGCAUCGAUUUGUCCGUCAAACUAGUCAACGAGAAGCUAGCAGUGCCGCACGCGACCUCCGAAGUUCAAGAAGAUACCAAGCCUGAGGAAGCUCCCGUCGAGGAACCUAUAUCGUUGCCGGAUGGCUGCUCCCAAGUUUACGUAAGCCACAUCGAUAGUCCUGGACAGUUCUGGCUCCAAAUGCUGGAUAAGGUCGAUAAAAUCGACGAGAUCCAGACGGAACUGCAAAAGAAUGCAGAGAGCUACGCCGAUAUCGACACGCGUGAAAUAGGAACUCAAUGCGUCGCGAAAUACUCCGUCGACGACCAGUGGUAUCGCGCUGAGAUACUGGAUUCCGACUCCGAUAUCACAACGAUUCGUUUCAUAGACUAUGGAAACACGGAUGUUUUAGACAAUCAGCCCGGAUUGAUAAAAGUCAUUCCAGACCAUCUGAAGGAUGUUGAACGAUAUGCAAUCAAAGCCAGCGUGAAUGCAAUACCGACCGGAACAGGGCAGUGGUCUGAACCGGCCUCUGAUUACUUCACACAACUCGUCGGUGACCUUACGGCGCCUGUGGACGCGUUAGUCGUCCUCAAAGACGUGACGACAUAUGUGGACAUUUUUGUAAAUGGACAGAAUUUAACAGACAAAUUGGUAUCGGAGGGACACGCUACGAGAUCGGAGGAGAGCGAGUGUGGAAACUAUCCGUCCUGUUUCGCCAGCCACGUCAACUCUCCCUCCGAGUUUUGGAUUCAGCUCGAGAGUGCCGCCCCGGAGCUACAGUCGAUGGAGGCUGCGAUGGUCGAUGCUGAAAACUUCCCUGAACUGACUGCGAAGGAGGAGGGCGUGCUUUGCGCGGCCAAGUAUCCCGAAGACGGCGCGUGGUACAGGGCCCAAGUCAUCGUCGACGGCUCCGAGGGCACGGAAGUCCUUUUCAUGGAUUACGGAAACGCCUCGAUCGUCAGCGAAUUGCGCAGCCUUCCGGAAGAACUCCAAGCUAAACCAGCCCUUUCGAGAAAGUGUGCCCUGCAGAAACCUCCCCACGUCAAGGCUUGGUCGCGAAAAUCCGAAGUCAAAUUCAACGAGUUGGCUGCAGAGGGAGCUACGAUAUUUAACGUUCAGUUUGUUGCGGCUGGAGACAUAUCUAUCGUGGACCUCUUCCUCGAAGGAAAAUCGGUUUCUGACGAGUUGGCCGCUCUCUGCGAGGAACAUCCUCCCUCCGAGAGACCGACGCCUGUCGGCCAAGACUUACACAGCAGUGGAAAGAUUUGUUUCGUUAAUUCUUUGGAAGAAUUUUACGUCCAACUCGAUGAUUCAUCGGCGAAUCUGGAUAAAGUGACAGAAAGUUUAACGAAUGCUGAAAAUUUCGAAGCUAUCGGGGAACUGAAGGUGGGUUCUAUUUGUGCCGCCUUCUGGUCUGAUGACGAGAAAUGGUACAGAGGUAAAAUAUUAGAAUUUUGCGAUGUCGGCUAUCACGUUCAAUUUAUAGACUAUGGCAACAAAGCCAAGUGCGAGGACUUUAGGCAGCUGCCCGAAGAUUUAGCGUGUAUCGAACCCCUAGCCAAGUGUUGUCGCCUGUCAGGCUUCGCGAGUGACGCAAAUGAAUCAGCAAAAUCCAAACUAGAAGAUUUAGAAGCAGAACUUGUUACAUUCCAAAUAGAAUUUUUAGAUAGCUUAAAAGAGCCUUCACUAGUUAGGUUAUUUCUUAAUGGUACAGAUAUAAGUUGCAUAUUACAGUCGGAUUCACCAGCACCAAACACGGAAAAUGAUAGUAUAGUUGAACAAAAAGAACAAGUCGAUGAAAUUUUUGCUGACCAGAAAGAACAGAUAGAUGGUGUAGUUGAAGAAAAAGAACAUGUUAAAAAAAUCGUAACUCAACAGUUAGAUCAACUUGUGGACAGUGCAGUUGAGCAGAUAGAACAAGUUAAGGAAAGAAUAGUUGAACAGAAAGAACAAAUUACGGAAAGCAUGGUUGAAGAGAAGGAACCGGUUAAGGAAAGCAUAAUUGGACAGAAAGAACACGUUACGGAAAGCAUGGUCGAAGAGAAAGAACCGGUUAAAGAAAGCAAAGUUCAACAGAAAGAACAAGUUACGGAAAGCAUAGUUGAAGAGAAAGAACAAGUUAAGGAAAGCAUAGUUGGAGAGAAAGAACAAGUUAAGGAAAGCAUAGUUGAAGAGAAAGAAAAAGUUAAGGAAAGCACAGUUGAAGAGAAAGAAAAAGUCAAGGAAAACGAAGUUGAACAGGAAGGAGUUAAGGAAAACAUAGUUGAACAGAAAGAGGAAGUUAAAAAAUUCAUAACUGAACAUAUAGACCAACUGGUGGAAAAUGUUGUUAAACAAAAAGAACAAGUUACUGAAAAACAGCCAGUUGAUGAAGAAAACACUGAUGCUUUCCAUGACGCGGAAAAUGAAAAUGACAUCGGAGAUGCGAAUGAUUUGAAUUCGUCACUGCCGGAUUUAAACGAAAGCCUAGGAAGUACUAAUACUGUCAUAGAAAAAACAUUUGAGGAAAAAGACGUCUCAAUAAACGAUGCUACGUCAGAAGAAACCUCAACAACUCUCGAUGCGAAGCAAAUAUUGACAGCGGACAAAGAGGUCCCUGUCACACCCCUCGAGAAGAGUAAAACAGAUACACCAGAGAAAGAAUAAGUUGAUUAUUUAUUUAACUUUAACAUUUUUCCAAUUACGCCAGUAUCUGCAAACCAGGAACACGAGAUCUUCUGAAGGGGCAAAGCAAAAAGACCUCUCAACUGAAUCUAACUUUUCUUUUAAGUGAACAGUUAAAAGUUUACGUGAUUCACUGAAAAUGGCAAAACUAAAGUCAAGAGAAUCAUUAAAUACAGAUACGGGCUUUGUCACUCUAAGCAAUAAUAAAAAUUUCUUUCGUGCGUUAAUACGUGACUAGUGUUGCCUGUGAAACAUACAGACGCUCACGACGAAAAAGGUUAUAGCCUUGCCUUAACCGGUAUUAUUAUCUAAUAACUUUAUUUUUUUACUUGUGAUACUUUUUUUAUUGUUGAAUUAUUUCAUAGCUACUUGACUAUUAAUGCAAGUUAUUGAAAUGUUACAUCUGGCUGGAUUUCAGCUGUACCUAAUAAUAGUGUUUUGUGUUGAGUCGUAUUAGUUAAUACUCAAACCGUAUGUGUUAAGAAUUUACUACCCAUGUUAUUAAUGCGAAAGUGUGUUUUUUGCAAAGACCUAGAGAGUGACUUACAUCUGUAUUUCAAAGUCAUUAGUAUAAGGUCUCAAGGUGCUCUCGAACGCACAGUCUAGGUUCUCCCAAUCAGAUUAAUGUGUCACGUCAAUUUUCAGUAAUGUGAUUGGUGGAAUUCACACUGCAUUCGAACGCCCUCCGAGACCUGAUAGAAAUAACUGUGAAUUCGGAUGAUAAGCUUCAUUUCAUUUCGAAAAAUCAAAGAGUUUCCACAGGAUUUUCAAAAACUUAUAUCGACGCGGACGACGUCGCGGGCAUAUGCUAGUACUUUAUGAUUUGAAAUAUAAGAGUUUAUAGAGCAAUAAGAUUACAGAAUGUAUAAUAAUUACUUUGUCUCUGCACUGAGUGCAGUAUUACAGUGCAGCGCCUAGCUAAUUAAGGUUUCUGUUAAUAUUGGUAAUGGAGUAGUUUUCAAAAUUCAGGCAUUCAUAUGCACAAAUUGAGUCAAAAGUAAGUGAUCGAAUUUAGUAAGACUAUUUCUGUUCAAAAGACAAGAUAUAAAUGAUGCUGUAAUGUUAUAAUUAUUAUAGUAAGGCAUCAAAGUUGUAAAAAUGUUACUUUUGUUUUAUGCUCCACAUUAUAUAUGUAUAAAAGGGUGCAUAUCGAUUACGCUAUAAUAUAGGUGUAAAGCGUAUUUUCUGUAUGGCCACGUUCACAAUUCGUUCUACUUACGAAUAUUAUUGGUUUGCUGUACUACUAUCGUACAAAUUGAGCCAUUUUCAGUACUGCUAUACACAGUGUUAUUAAAUUUUGAGAGCGCUCAGUAAGGCGAAAAUUUAAACUUUAGAGACAAGGCGACAACUUACUUUAGGCGAUUCAAAGCUAACUUCAAUAGAUAUCGACUGUCGUUCGCCGCGCAUCUUCAGAUUUUACUGUAUGACCCCGGCUGAGAGGCUCUUUAGCGUUAAAGUUUUAUUAAGUUAUAAUCAGUAUUUUUAGAACAAAAGUGAAUAGGCAACUAGGCAAACGAGUCCCAUCUUAGGCCACAUCAUCACUUCCCAUCAGUUGUGAACGUGCACCUAUAGUUUCUUUCUUUCUUUCUAAAGAAACCAAACCUCUGAAUUAAAAAGAGCUAGACUUACAAGUAUAAGUAUCUUCCGAAUAAUUUCAUUCUACUCCCAUGGUACAAUGGGACUACACAAAUCUAUUGUGUGAGGUGAAGAACUCCGCCCAGACACUCCGUUAUGGAACACAUUCAACUGAGCCCUACUAUUAUAGCAAGUUUGCUUGUUUGUCUUGCGAUAGCAUUACAUAGUAUACUGUGAACGCCAUGCAUAAGACGAAAUUAUUGAUACCAUAACAAUAUCAUAGCGUAAUCUAAAUGCACCCUUAACACAAAAAAAUUAAAACUUUAUAUUUUGUUGUUAACUUGGUUUAAAAUAUGCUCUUAACGAUUUAGAAAUAAGAAAAAAUCUUCUGUUUUUUUUUAAAUUGUAAAAUUCACAAGCCGAAAAUGCUAAAAUGUUAAUUCGGUUAAAAAUAAAGCUUGUGUAUACAUA